AAAUAAUCUUUGUCAACCUGUCAUGUUUUGAAUAAAAAAGAAGAAGACGUUUUUAGUUUAUAAAAGGACUUUUAUACUUUUAUUCGUUAUUUUCCAGUUACUUUAAAAUGUCCGAACGUAAAGUGUUAAACAAAUACUAUCCCCCGGAUUUCGAUCCGUCGAAAAUCCCUCGUAUGAAAUUGCCCAAAAAUCGCCAAUACACUGUGCGAUUGAUGGCCCCCUUCAACAUGCGUUGCAAAACAUGCGGAGAAUACAUUUACAAAGGUAAAAAGUUCAAUGCUCGAAAGGAGGAUGUUGAAAAUGAGGACUACCUUGGAAUUAGGAUUUACAGAUUCUACAUUAAGUGCACAAGGUGCCUUCAAGAGAUAUCAUUCAAAACAGACCCAAGGAACACAGAUUAUGAAAUUGAAGCUGGGGCAACGAGAAACUUUAUGGCAUUAAAGUUAGCAGAAGAACAAGCACUGAGAGAAGAAGAGGAAGCCAAGGAGGAAGAGGCAAACAAUCCCAUGAAGUUGUUAGAAAACCGAACCAAACAAUCUAAAAAUGAAAUUGAACUGUUGGAAUCCUUAGAGGAGUUAAAAGAUUUAAACAAAAGACAACAGGUUAUCGACUAUGACACAAUGCUUCUGGCUUAUGACACAACAUUAACAGAAAAAGAAAGAGAAGAGAAGCUGCAACAAAUGGAUGAAGACUACAUAAAGUCAAUUAAAUUCAAGACAGGUGAGAAGAGAAAGUUGGUAGUAGCUGAAGAGAUUAUUGAGGAAGAGGAGCAACCUACUUCAACUAGUACAGACAGUGCUGCAGUAACAAGUAUAGAAGUGUCACAGGUGCCUUUGGUUUCAAAACCAACAUCCAGUUGGAGUAAACCUAAAGUUAGUACAAAUGUAGCCAAAAAAAAUUUAUUGGGCGGAUUGGUGAAAGUGAAAAAGACUGUUACCAAAGAAACCACUGAAGAGAACACAGUUAUAGAUGAAAACAGUGGGAAGGCACAAGAAGCUGCUAAACCAUCAGGUGGUUUAUCUUUGGUUGGGGAUUAUUCUGAUAGUGAUAGUGAAUAAAAUAAGACAAUUUUAUAUGAUCCUUGUUUAAAAAAUCAUUGGAAACUAUUCAAAUUUGACAGAAGCAAUCAUAUUUAAUGAAAACUAGUUGGACAAUCCUGUGCCUGACAGUUUUUGAUAGUUUCAAUCAUUCUUCAAACAAAGUAUUUAUUUUUACUGUUUAUAUAGUUGUUUAACAUGUAUAUUAAAGGUCAACUAAACCUUUAUUUUAUAAUAUAAAUAAACACAUAUUUACAACAA
This is a messenger RNA of Aethina tumida (small hive beetle), 1298 nucleotides long. RefSeq names its product splicing factor YJU2. Gene Ontology annotation, cellular component: U2-type catalytic step 1 spliceosome. Lineage: Eukaryota; Metazoa; Arthropoda; Insecta; Coleoptera; Nitidulidae. The coding region runs from base 108 to 1058 and encodes 316 amino acids. Gene Ontology annotation, biological process: mRNA splicing, via spliceosome. The record is from RefSeq and is a predicted model, not a curated record. The transcript has 3 exons.